Pan troglodytes (chimpanzee) is the source of this 4051-nucleotide messenger RNA. RefSeq names its product proteasome 20S subunit alpha 5 (gene PSMA5). NCBI's taxonomy places the organism in Eukaryota, Metazoa, Chordata, Mammalia, Primates, Hominidae. The transcript is spliced from 9 exons. Gene Ontology annotation, cellular component: proteasome core complex, alpha-subunit complex; proteasome core complex. The coding region runs from base 3163 to 3888 and encodes 241 amino acids. Gene Ontology annotation, biological process: proteasome-mediated ubiquitin-dependent protein catabolic process. The record is from RefSeq and is a predicted model, not a curated record.
CAGGAGGGAGGGGAUCAGGAGAAAUGACUGGUGGAUACUAGGCUUGAUACCUGGGUGACGAAAUGGUGUGUACAGCAGAUCCCCAUGGCACACGUUUACCUAUAUAACAAACCUGCACAUCCUGCACAUACACCGUGGACUUAAAAUAAAAGUUAAAAAAAUAAAUACUUAUUUACUAAACAAAUGUAUCUAGAGCAUAUGCCAGGUGCUAGGCUGAACAAGAGAGUACUGACCCUCAAAGAACUCACAUUUCCAUUAUUUUCCUUUUUCCCCCCUUUAACUUAAAAAAUUAUUUCUGUUGUGGUAAAAUAUCCUAACAUAAAACUUACCAUUUUAACCAUUUUUAAGUGUACAAUUCAGUGACAUUAAAUACAUUCACACUGUUGUGCAACCAUCACUACAAUCCAUCUCCAGAACUUCAUUAUCAUCCCAAACUGAAAUGGUGUACCCAUUAAACCCAUUAACUCCUCAUUCCCCUCUUCCUCCAGCCCUAGAUAAUCACUAUUCUACUUUCUGUUUCUAUGAAUUUGACUAUUCUAGGUACCGAACAUAAGUAGACUCAUACAAUAUUUGUCUUUCUGUGUCUUGAGAUUUCACCUAGCAUAAGGUCUUCAAGUCUAAUCCAAGUUGUAGCAUGUAUCAGAAUUUCAUUCCUUUUUAAAGGGUGAACAAUAUUCCUUUGUACGUACACACAUUUUAACUUCAAUUACUUUUAAAUAGCUAAUUUCUCAUUUUAUUUCUUUCAAAGACACAUUAUGCUAGCUGCUAGAUUGUUACAAUGCACUCUCUUGGGAGAAAAGAUUUUCCUUCCUAUCCACAAUUACCUGCAGCUCCCCUUCAUUUAUGUUAUAUAUAGCACAAACACAUUUACCCAGAGGAGAUUCUACAUUCAAGAACAUUUCGUAAGCAAUUCACUACUGUCUCUGACAUUGAUAGGGUCUGCAGAGCACCAUGGAACCCUGGGUGCUCAGGAAAUAUUAUCCUAAGGUACCUACGUAGUAAAAUAACUCCGUUUUUUUUUUUUUUUUUUUUUUUUUUUGAGAUGGAGUCUCACUCUGUUGCUCAGGCUGGAGUGCAGUGGUGAGAUCUUGGCUCACCGCAACCUCUGCCUCCCAGGUUCAAGCAACUCUCUGCCUCAGCCUUCCGAGUAGCUGGGAUCACAGGCGCCCAACACCACGCCCAGCUAAUUUUUGUAUUUUUAGUAGAGACAGGGUUUCACCAUCUUGGCCAGGCUGGUCUUGAACUCCUGACCUCGUGAUCCACCCACCUCGGCCUCCCAAAGUACUGGGAUUACAGGUGUGAGCCCCUGUGCCUGGCCAUAAAAGAACUUCUAAAGAGCAGCUGUAGUGAAUUUACGACCAAGACUUUUCCAUAGAAAAUAACUGAUAAGGUGAAAAAAAAAAAAAAAAAGCUUGUCAGAAAGCUGACAAGAAAGCUAAAAAUUACCAUUCUUUUCUCAGAAAUCUAACAGAUCCCAGAGGAUUGCUACUUGGAGUUCUUCCUCAGUUUUAUUAGUGCUAAACAUCUGAUUGGCCAGGGAUGACCAAACUAAACUCCUACUGAAUCCAUGAAGGAAGUCAGAAAAUAAAGGGUGGGGAAAACUAAUCUUGGUUAAUACUCAAAAGGCGUAUUUUUACAUUUCCUGCACCUUUGAAAUGCCUUGGUGACUUACAAACCUAAUCUAGGACCAAGAAUGAACUUUACUGGAGAGAUACAGGCCUUGAGAGGUUAAGGACUUGACUAGUGGUAUCACAUUAACAACUGGAAAUGAGAUGCUGGCAUUUCCCUUUCCAGCAUAUACUGCCUGAUAAAUGAUUUCUUUCCCCCGACUCCAGCUUUAAGGUGUAAGUGACAAAUAGAAAUUGUUCAUGUUUAUGGUAUACAACGUGACGUUUUGAUAUACAUAUAUAUACACACACACACUGCGAAUAAUUAAAUGAAGCUAAUCAACAUAAUCCAUCAUCUCACAUACUUACUUUCCUGUGGUGAAAACAUUUAAGGUGUACCCUCUUCACAAUUUCAAGUACACAAUAUAUGAUUAUUAACUAUAGAACUCAUCCACCUUCUCUGACUGAAACUUUGUAUCAUUUGACCAACAUUUCCCUAUAUUCCCCACCCCCGUGCCAAGACUUCUUACUUGCCUUUCUUGAACAAAUACUUGAAUUACAGUGUUAUUACGAAGCUGCAAAGUUGCUCCUCAAGCAACUUAUUGAAGGGAAGCAAGAAGCGUCGAAAAAGAAAGCGCUUUUUUUUUUUUUUUUUUUUUUUUCGGAUAGGGUUUGGCUGUUGCCCAGGCUGGAGUGCAAUGGCACUAUCUGGGCUCAAAGAAAACACUUAUUUUUCACAAAUAACAGAAAAAGCAGUGAAUAUUUUGAAGUCUGGAUCCUGAACUCUAGGUUAUUUAGGUCUGAAACCUGUACUAGGGGGAGGGGUGCAAGAAAGAGUUGAUAAAAUUACCUUAACCAUGUGGAAACUUUAAGACUUUCUUACAUACUAACCCCUCGCCCCCAACUUUUCUCAAUAAACGAGCCAAACUGGCUGAAACGAAGGGACUCGUCCGCGGCGCCGGCUCAGACCCACUGUAGCCGACUCAUUACCGCCCAAACUCCUGGAGCCCUCGACCGGGGAUGGAGAACACCGUGGAGGAACCCUAAGAGAGGGAAUCCUGCGAAGAGAAGUCAGGUGGUCGCCUUGCCGGAAACGGGACCAAAGUCCUCUAGCUGGGAUUACGGGAGCCGGCGAGGGACCUAUUAUGUCAGGGUUCAGACAACCCAGCUCUGCAUGCAAGCCUUUCCAAUUGCCAGUCUUGGGGCGGGCUCACAUCUUCUCUACAAGGCGAACUCACUACACGCCUUGGGUGCCGAUCGUCCCUAGCAACCACCCGCGAUUUAAGGCGGAAGUACCUCCCUGGUCCUCCUCCUCCUCCGGGCCAACCAAGCCCUCGUGAGGAAGCGCGUUGGCCCAAUCACCUAGGCGGGAACUACUACCAGCCAAUAGGAAGCAGGCACAGGAGGGCGGGCUAAAGAGGUCGCGGUCGCACGCGCAGUUGGUCCUUAGUACUGCGGCCGUGUGGGUGAGUUGGCUGCCGGUGAGUUGGGUGCCGGUGGAGUCGUGUUGGUCCUCAGAAUCCCCGCGUAGCCGCUGUCUCCACCUACCCUCGCCAUGUUUCUCACCCGGUCUGAGUACGACAGGGGCGUGAAUACUUUUUCUCCCGAAGGAAGAUUAUUUCAAGUGGAAUAUGCCAUUGAGGCUAUCAAGCUUGGUUCUACAGCCAUUGGGAUCCAGACAUCAGAGGGUGUGUGCCUAGCUGUGGAGAAGAGAAUUACUUCCCCACUGAUGGAGCCCAGCAGCAUUGAGAAAAUUGUAGAGAUUGAUGCUCACAUAGGUUGUGCCAUGAGUGGGCUAAUUGCUGAUGCUAAGACUUUAAUUGAUAAAGCCAGAGUGGAGACACAGAACCACUGGUUCACCUACAAUGAGACAAUGACAGUGGAGAGUGUGACCCAAGCUGUGUCCAAUCUGGCUUUGCAGUUUGGAGAAGAAGAUGCAGAUCCAGGUGCCAUGUCUCGUCCCUUUGGAGUAGCAUUAUUAUUUGGAGGAGUUGAUGAGAAAGGACCCCAGCUGUUUCAUAUGGACCCAUCUGGGACCUUUGUACAGUGUGAUGCUCGAGCAAUUGGCUCUGCUUCAGAGGGUGCCCAGAGCUCCUUGCAAGAAGUUUACCACAAGUCUAUGACUUUGAAAGAAGCCAUCAAGUCUUCACUCAUCAUCCUCAAACAAGUAAUGGAGGAGAAGCUGAAUGCAACAAACAUUGAGCUAGCCACAGUGCAGCCUGGCCAGAAUUUCCACAUGUUCACAAAGGAAGAACUUGAAGAGGUUAUCAAGGACAUUUAAGGAAUCCUGAUCCUCAGAACUUCUCUGGGACAAUUUCAGUUCUAAUAAUGUCCUUAAAUUUUAUUUCCAGCUCCUGUUCCUUGGAAAAUCUCCAUUGUAUGUGCAUUUUUUUAAUGAUGUCUGUACAUAAAGGCAGUUCUGAAAUAAAGAAAAUUUUAAAAGA